Oldenlandia corymbosa var. corymbosa is the source of this 831-nucleotide messenger RNA. Lineage: Eukaryota; Viridiplantae; Streptophyta; Magnoliopsida; Gentianales; Rubiaceae. The record is from the annotation of a GenBank genome assembly.
CCUCUACAUAAAUACUAAACCCUCAUCUUCUCUCAAUAUCUAAUCACACCAAACUCCCCACCCAAUCAAACAAAAAAUCAUUAUCUGAUAUAUCCGCGCAAUCGAGAUGGAAAUGUCCUACAACUUCACCAAAGUAAUCUUCAGUUUUCUCACUAUUAUUGCCUUGGCUCAAUCAGCACCAACUCCAUCUCCACCACAAGCUUCAAACACAAACACAAACACAAACUACAUCAGAAACAAAUGCAGGACCGCAACAUAUUCCAAGCUCUGUUACCAAACACUGUAUCCCUAUGCUUCUUUUGUCCAAACAAGCAACUUAAACCUCUGCAAUGCUGCCGUCACCGUAGCCAUUCAAGGUGUCCGAAGUGCUAACAAAACGAUCUUCAACUUCGCCAAUCAGAAAGGGUUGAGCAAGAUGGACAUGGCAGCGCUCCGGGAUUGCAAAUCUGAUAUGAGAGAUGCGGUUUCCGAACUCAAGAAAACCAACUCUGCUUUGAAACGUCUUAAAGGCCGUGACAGACAAUUUCAAUGGGCUAAUGCCAAGACUUACGGCAGCGCUGCUGAAUCCGACAUUGAAUCGUGCCGAGAUGGAUUUGCUGAAAAGAAAAAGAUUUCCGCUGUGGGGCUAAAUAUCAGAAGUUCCUUACUACUGGUAGAACAGAGGAUCAGUAAUGCCCUGUAUCUUAUCAACCAUCUUUACUGAUUAAAUAGGCUUCGUCUUUUAGUAUUACCAUCUGAAAUAUAGUUUGAGCUUGGAUGUUGUUUUUUAUCUAGUUCACCUCGAACUAGUAAUAGAUUAUGAUCAUUUGCAUAUAUUAACAAAGAAAUCCC